GUUCGGAGGAACAUCGGCGAGUGAGUCAUCUUAUCAGUCAGGUGACUGCCCCGCGGUUGAUCUUAUCAGCACUUUUAUCAGCCGGCAAAAGGUUCCCCCGCGCCUAUAGUUCCCUUCAAACACAGCUUUCCAAAGUACAUAGUGUGAAAACACAAUAUAAAGAUGGUCAUUGUCGCAGUAGCCGGCGGUACCGGCGGUGUUGGCCGCACCAUUGUCGAGGCACUAGUCCAGCAAGCAAAACAUCAAGUCAUCUUGCUGACUCGUGGGGUACCCAAGUCAGACCCUUUGCUUGACCAGAUUCGACAGGUGCAAGUAGAUUACAGCGACACCACGGCGCUGGUACGCAUCUUAGACCACCAUGAAGUGCACACCAUUAUCUCUGCAAUCGGGAUUAUCUCCGAUGAAACAUCUCAGUCUCAGCUCGCGUUGAUCAACGCUGCGGCUCAAUCCUCAGCCACCAAGAGGUUCAUUCCCAGUGAAUAUUCGUUUAUUCAGACUGAAGAUCUCCUUGCGAUCGACCCAAGUAUCAAGUACUGGUUGGCUGCCGCUGACUUACUCAAAACUACCAGUCUUCAAUUUACCAGAGUUAUCCCCGGGUUCUUCAUGGAUUACUGGGGAAUGCCCGUUGUUCGUACUAAUCUUCAACCCUUCACAUUUGGCAUAGACAUCGCCAGCUGCCAGGCGGCUAUUCCCGGUGAUGGCAACGACGUUAUAUGCAUGACAUAUACGUACGAUAUGGCUACGUUUAUUGUACGGUUGCUGGAUGAGGAGGGUUGGCCUGAGUUUAGUGUUAUUGUUGGCUCUCAGACUACAUAUAAUGAGCUCCUCCAGCUAGCUGAAGAGCUACGAGGUAAGAAGUUCCAGGUAGUCUACGACAGCGCAGAUCAAAUCAAGGAAGGAAAUGUCACUAUUCCUCCAAUGCCUACCGACACAGGGUAUUCUGCUGAGGAGCUUAAGGAGACUACGGCAUUAGUGAGUCGGUUGACUAUUGCCGGAGUGUUUGAUUUGCCCCGUGAAAAUCGGUUGAAUGCGAGGUUUCCAGAUAUCGAAACAACUAAGCUCAAAGAUUUCCUAUCGCAAGCGUGGGAAGGCUAUCAAUAACUGCUUUUAUAUAAAUAUUUGACCGGAAUUUUGUCACUUUCCAACAAAAAUAUUUAAGUGCACUCGCC
Molecule: messenger RNA, 1169 nt
Organism: Aspergillus pseudonomiae
Lineage: Eukaryota; Fungi; Ascomycota; Eurotiomycetes; Eurotiales; Aspergillaceae
Exons: 4
Coding region: 163-1101 (312 amino acids)
Source: RefSeq, a predicted model, not a curated record